This is a messenger RNA of Talaromyces atroroseus, 1698 nucleotides long. RefSeq lists its product as hypothetical. The record is from RefSeq and is a predicted model, not a curated record. Gene Ontology annotation, biological process: glutamyl-tRNA aminoacylation. The coding region runs from base 1 to 1698 and encodes 565 amino acids. The transcript has 6 exons. Gene Ontology annotation, molecular function: zinc ion binding; ATP binding; tRNA binding. Lineage: Eukaryota; Fungi; Ascomycota; Eurotiomycetes; Eurotiales; Trichocomaceae.
AUGAUGAAACUGACAGGCCUGCGACACAGCUUUUUGCGAAAACCGCCCUCUUGGACAUGUGUCCAAUGUAGAGCCAAUUCCUCUGUCGCAUCCCGCUCCUCAUCUCCGCCCUCCGUCCGCAACAACAAAAAACUUGUCCCAGACAAGCCCGCCAGGACGCGUUUUGCUCCUUCACCCACUGGAUACCUGCAUCUCGGCUCCCUUCGAACGGCUUUGUUCAAUUACUUGCUGGCAAGACGCACUGGCGGCCAAUUCCUCCUGCGCCUUGAAGAUACAGACCAGAAGAGGACUAUACCGGGAGCGGAGGAGCGACUAUAUAGCGAUCUCCAAUGGGCCGGCUUACAAUGGGAUGAAGGACCCAUUGUUGGGGGUCCAUAUGGCCCGUAUCGACAGUCAGAGAGAACAUCUUUCUACCGGAAACAUGCAAAUGACCUCGUUCAUUCCGGGCAUGCUUAUCGCUGUUUCUGCAGCGCCGAGCGCCUAGAUAUGCUUGCUAGACAGCGCAAUGAAGCGGGUCUUCCGCUCGGAUACGAUCGCCAAUGUAUCGAUAUACCUCCUGAGGAGGCAGAAGAACGUGCCGCCAACGGUGAAACACAUGUUGUUCGGUUGAAAGCUGAUGGGUACCCGAUGUUUAAUGACAUCGUAUUUGGAAAGACGGGGCAGAAUCUGGAUGGUGGGAAGAAGCAUUGGAAGACAGUCAAUCGUGUAUACGAUGAUCCCAUUCUCUUGAAGUCUGAUGGGAAUCCUACAUAUCACCUGGCGAAUGUCGUGGAUGACCACAACAUGGAGAUUACGCAUGUCAUUAGGGGAACAGAAUGGCUGGCAUCGACUCCAAUGCACGUUGCCCUCUACCAGGCGUUCAACUGGACGCCACCUCAGUUCGGCCAUGUACCCCUUCUGGUUGACCAGAAUGGCCAGAAACUGAGUAAACGCGACGCAAACAUUGAUAUUUCGUUCUACAGAGACAGCGGUAUCUUGCCUUCCACGCUCCUCAACUAUGCCGCUUUGUUGGGGUGGUCGCAUUCGUCGAGAUCCGAGGUCUUUUCACUGAAAGAUAUGGAGAAAAUCUUCACGCUGAAAAUAACCAAGGGCAACACGAUCGUCAGCCCAGAAAAGAUGUGGUUUCUUCAGAAAGCGCACGCAAAGCGAUCUGUGGCCGAAAAUGGUCCUGAAUUCAAACAAUUGAUCGACGACGUCGUUGAAGCAGUGGGCGAGAGGGGGAACAUUCGAGAUAACAUAUCGAUCAAGGACACUGUGACAUCUCUACUUCGACAUGACGGUGGCCAUUUCACAACACCAACUCAAUUCCUGGAACGAAACUGGUCCUUUUUCUCAAAGGCUCUCACUCGUACUCCAUACUCACUACAAAGCAAAGACGACCUACAACUGGGAACAUCAGAAUCUCCCAUCUCCGUUCUGCACACCGUGGCCACAACCCUAACCCUUGUUCCCGAAAGCCACUGGAAUGUCGAAACUCAUCGUACAAAUCUGGACUCCCUCCAGUAUACCAACAAGGCUUUUAAAAAGGAGCUUUACAGCUACCUUCGUUGGGCUCUUCUUGCCGGCGCAUCUGGCCCGGGAGCUCCACAGACAAUGGAGAUACUGGGAAGGAACGAAACCAUACGACGACUGGCGGAGGCUAGAGAGUCGAAUGGGAUUGAUGGGAAAACACGAAGGGGGAGGAUAAAAUUGCAUUAA